Messenger RNA from Anoplopoma fimbria (sablefish), 2574 nucleotides. It is a transcript of the gene dyrk3, whose product is annotated as dual specificity tyrosine phosphorylation regulated kinase 3. Gene Ontology annotation, molecular function: protein serine/threonine/tyrosine kinase activity; ATP binding; protein serine/threonine kinase activity. The record is from RefSeq and is a predicted model, not a curated record. Bases 116 to 1927 code for a protein of 603 amino acids. NCBI's taxonomy places the organism in Eukaryota, Metazoa, Chordata, Actinopteri, Perciformes, Anoplopomatidae. Gene Ontology annotation, cellular component: nucleus. The transcript is spliced from 6 exons. Gene Ontology annotation, biological process: peptidyl-threonine phosphorylation; cytoplasmic stress granule disassembly; peptidyl-serine phosphorylation.
UGCAGACACACAUGCUGUAGUGACUUCACAGUGUUUUUGUAUUCGGGAUUCUUUUUCUUUUUCUUUUUUUCCUUCCCUUCACUACGGAUGCUGGCAUCACAUAUUAAUUGCAAUCAUGAUGAUAAUCAGCAGGAAACCAGAGGGCCCGAUAGCAACAGCACGCCACGGUGAUGGUCUGUACGACUCGUACAUGAGGACAGACCACCUCCUUAAAGACGAAGCGGAUACAAACAGUCCGUCUGGGCUGCCCCCUAUGCCCAAACACACAGUUGUCAGUAACAAGACUGUGAUGAGGGAUCAGGUAACCGUGCGAGGUAGCCAUCUGAAGGUCAAGUACCUGUACGAGGACUCCACCAACAACCGAAAGAUCAACGCCAUAACCACAGCAGCCACUCACAACAGUGUGAGUGCAGGUGGGACGCCCAGUAAACCGACCCCGCCCUCCAGCCUGUCCAAGGAGCACAGUGUAGACAGCACUGAAUCCAGUAAGGGCUCCGGGGAUUCCGCCGGUCCUAAUGGAGUUGGAAGUGGAGGGAACAGUGGGAAGCUGUGUGGCCCUCUCACUCCUGACCAGGCUCUGAGACUGUACCGAUCUCAACUGACCACUCUGGAGCAGACGGAGAUCCACUCCUACCCAGACAUCCACUUUGUGGGACCCAAUGCCAAGAAGAGGCCUGCAGUCGCUGGAGGCAACAACAACUGUGGCUACGAUGACGAGCAGGGUGGAUACAUUCAUGUCGCCCAUGACCACCUGGCUUACCGCUACGAGUUCCUCAAGAUCAUUGGUAAAGGUAGCUUUGGCCAGGUGGCUAAGGUAUACGAUCACAAACUGCAGCAGCACCUGGCUCUCAAAAUGGUGCGCAACGAGAAGCGUUUCCACCGGCAGGCGCAGGAGGAGAUCCGCAUCCUGGAGCACCUGCGCAAGCAGGAUCGUAACGGCACCAUGAAUGUUGUGCACAUGCUUGAAAACUUCACCUUCCGCAACCACAUCUGCAUGACCUUUGAGCUGCUGAGCAUGAACUUGUACGAGCUCAUCAAGCGCAACAAGUUCCAGGGCUUCAGCCUGCCGCUGGUCAGGAAGUUUGCACACUCCAUCUUGCAGUGCCUGGAGGCCCUGAGCAAGCACAGAAUCAUCCACUGCGAUCUGAAGCCAGAGAACAUCCUGCUCAAACAGCAGGGGCGCAGCGGCAUCAAGGUGAUUGACUUCGGCUCCAGCUGUUUCGAGCACCAGCGGGUGUACACGUACAUCCAGUCUCGUUUCUAUCGAGCUCCAGAGGUGAUCCUCGGUUCGCGUUACGGGCUUCCCAUCGACAUGUGGAGCUUCGGCUGCAUACUGGCUGAGCUGCUGACCGGUUACCCCAUGUUCCCUGGCGAGGACGAGGGUGACCAGCUCGCCUGCGUCAUGGAGCUGCUGGGCAUGCCCCCGCAGAAGGUCCUGGAGCAGGCCAAACGGGCAAAAAACUUCAUCAACUCCAAGGGCCACCCUCGCUACUGCGGAGCCAACACCUUGCCCACGGGGGCCACUGUGCUCACGGGGUCUCGCUCUCGCCGCGGCAAGAUGAGAGGUCCCCCAGGUAGCAAGGAGUGGAGUGCCGCGCUCAAGGGCUGCGAGGACCCCACCUUUACUGACUUCAUAAAGAAGUGCUUGGACUGGGACCCCUCGUCUCGUCUCACACCCAUGCAGGCCCUCAGACACCCUUGGCUGUAUCGGCGCCUACCCAAACCUCUACCUGGGACCGAGAAGAGCCAAGGGGCCUCAGUGAAAAGGCUCCCCGAGCACCACAGCACCUCCUUCCCCUCGAUUCUGGCCAAAGGAGGACCUGGUUUAGGCACCACAGCCGCCAGCAACAAACUGAGGAGCAACAUGAUGGGAGAUUCAGGGGAGGCCAUACCUCUUCGCACAGUCCUACCCAAACUUGUCUCUUAGAGAGAGAGAGAGAGUCCUGUGAUCUCCUCUCUUCCUCCACCGCGUCCUCCUCUGCACUCCUCAGGAGGAGUCAGAGUACAGCUCAACGUGGAGGCUAGGUUUUAAAACUUGUUUUGGUUGUUCUUUUAUUUGUUUUCUACUGAGAGGUGUCGACACCCCAGUUCCUGGUUUUAAUAUUAGCUGAACAGAGAGAAAGAGAGACAAUAAAAGAAACACAGUUUUUAUAUAGAGGAUUUCCAUUGAGCGGCUGUGGAAUUUGAAUGAGGUUUGAUUUAGACGAUGCUUUUUAAAAACUUUCUGGUAUGAGUGGACAGUGAACGAGCAAAUGUUUUUAACCUGCGUGUGUUUUGGUUAAACACACUCAAGCACACCUGCACUGUCACUUGCCUCACUUCCCUCUCUUUCUUAACACUAAGAGGACGCCUCCCCCUUUCUUGGCAGGUGUUUAUUUGAGUGAAACUUGAAAAGGGCUACAGAGAUUACUCUUAUCACAUUAGAGUUGGCGUAGCAAAGAUUUGUUCAGCCAAUGUGAUUGAAUAUUAAAAGAAGAAUCAAGCGGUAGUGUUCGGGCCCUGCACACACUGACACACAGUUCCCCCUCAUACAUACGACAUGAAUGCCUUCACACAGGUGAUGAGGGACUAGCA